AGGCGCUCGACUCCAAGGAGCGGCUGGCCAUCCACGUGGCGAUGCAGCACGGAAACUUUCAGACCGCAAAGUUCCUCACCCAGCACUGGAACAGGCAGGAGCACCUCGCGGCGCAGCUCUAUUCCCGCAGGAGGCGUGACCACGUCGAGCACCUGGCCUCCCGCGUGCUGGGCGAGCUCUCCGGCAGGUCGGCGUCUGCGCCGGAGGCCGCGGAGAAGGACUUCCUGCAGAUGGUCGACUCCCUCUUCGUGGAGCUCGGCUACUUCGGCGCGAGCGAGGUCGACGUGCGCAAGAGCACCUUGUGCGCUCUCCUGGCCGUGUUCUGGGUCGCCGCCGACCACUACGGGCUCUUCGCCCGCGGGCAGCCCGAGGAAGUGCGGCUGACGCCGCCGACGUGGGAGAAACUGCAGGAGUGGGCCAAGAAGACUGUGCGCCUCACUGGUAGCACGUCGAUGCUCAGCACCACCCUGGUCUUCGUCGCCAUCAUGAACCUCUCGAAGAUCAAGGGCUUCCGCAAUGCCUUCGCCCCAGACGUGGACGAGCCCGAUGAGGCCCUGGCAGGUAUCCUCCUGAAGAGUCCGAUCUUGGUGCCUUCGUUCAUGAAGCUUGACGAGCACCAGCGUCAGGCAAUCCUGUCCGCUCUGAAGGCCAACUUCAACUUCGGCCAGUUCCUGCAGGCUGAGAACCUGCCAGGGAACCUGUCCGCGGCCAAGCAGAUCUUGAUGGAAUCGCGCAACACCAGCGGCUCUGUAAACACUCUCGGCCUGUUCCUGUUCCGCAAUUUCGCGGCCCUUAGCGGGCUGCGCGGCAGGGACAGCUUAGAGGGUUCCCUCUUCAUGACGGACAAGUUCUACUCCGACUACAAGGUAGGGCUCGACGUGCUGAAGCACUUGAUGAGCGAGAGCGCGCAGCAGGUCUACGAGCGGUUCCUCAAGGAGCGUGCGCGGGGGCAGGCGCUGAGUUUCUACCCGCACGAUCCUGAGUCUCGGGCGAGGGUGAGACUUGCCUGCCUCACCCGCGUGUUCGACGCGGAGGGUGGCAAGGAAGUGUCCGCGGCGCUGGGCAGCAUGGAGCCCAGCCGGCGGAGGUCGCUGAUCCACUUCCUGAACGCCGACGGCAUCGACCAGAAGCCGGGCUUCCUGCUCUACUUCGCGCCCCAGGUCCUAGCCAACGCGCGGAAGAACCCCAGCAUCGGCCUCACGCUCGGCCUGGAGAUGCUUCUCAGCGUCUACGAGGCGGCGGCCAGGGAGUACGCUGACAGCGAGCAGGUGGUGGUCACGAUCAUGCUGCCGGAGCUGGUGGAGCGUGCGCUGAGCUGCACCGACGCCGAGAGCUUCAGAUGCGCCAAGUUCGAGAUCGCGCGCACGUCAGAUAGCGUUGGUACGCUGCGCAUGAGCCCGUGGCAGGUCUGGAACGACCCGGAGACGCUGGAGCACCUGUCGUCGGACGCCCGCGCGCUGGUCGACGGCGUGCUGGGGUCCAAGCUGCGCGAGCCGGGCUUCCUGAAGAGACUGCCCCAGGCGUUCCCGGAGCUGCAGUUCUUCUCCGGUGAGGAGAGCGUGGCGCAGAGGGCCGCGCUCCGGGAGUCGCAGCUGGCCCUCCUGGCCGUGUACUGGACGGCCAGCGACCAGCUGGAGUCCUUCAACCGCGGCCAGGAGGCAUCCACGAAGCUAUCUGCCAAGUCGUGGGGCAAGAUUCUCCAGUUGGCGGGGCGGAGCAGUCUGGCGGAUCCCGAGACGGUGGACGCGCUGCUCGUGACCAUGGCGCUCCACAAUAUUGGCAGGAUCCCGAAGCUCGGGGCGCAGCUCGCGCCCGACGCGGACAGCCACAGGCACGUCGUCGUGCACAUUCUCGACAGCAGCCCCAAAGUGCUGCCCUCCUACUGGCGCCUGAGCCCGCGAUACCGCAAGGUGGUGCAGUGCCUCCUCAGCCUCCGGCUCUUCAACUUCCGGCAGUUCCUGGACGCGGAGAGCGUCCCGGCGAGCAUCGCCACCAUGAAGGCGAUGCUGAGUGGCGUCGGCGGCGCGGGAGACCUGGCCUCGGCGCAGAUCCUGCGCCUCUUCCGGUUCACGGUGCUCGUGGAGAUGUCCGCGGCGUCCGCGGAGCAGAGCUUGGAGGGGUCGCUGUGCAUGACGGAGAGACUGUGGUCGCAGCUCGAGGUUGGCCUGGACGCCCUGGAUACCCUGCACAGCGAGGGCGAGGUUGCCAUCUACAACCGUUCCCUGCAGCUAUACUGCGGGAUGGUGGAGCUCAAGUUCGACGCCACUAGCCAGGAGUCGCGCGCGGCCGCGCGCGUGGCGCGCCUCGCCGCCGCCAACGGCCCGGGGCUCGCCGCGAAGGUCCGCGAGGCGUUCGGCCAGCUGUCCAGCGCCGAGCGCUCCGCGCUCGCGAGGUACCUCACUGCGGACGGCAUUGCGGCCAAGCCUGGCUUCGUCCUCGCGGGUGGCCGGGCUCUCCUCUCCAACGCCCUCUCGAACUCGCAGGUCGGAAUCCUGCCUGCGCUCCGGAUAUUGCUGCAGGUGUACCGUGAAGCCGAGAGGCAUUUCCGGUGGAGCUCCUGUGCCGUCUCGACCAUAGAUUUGGUGAAGCUGGCCGUGUUCACUCAGGACUUCGCAGGCUCUGUCACGUUCCAGGAGAUAUCCUUCGACCUCGUGAAGAGCGGCAGCGCGGAGGUCGUCGUGGUGCCGAAGGUCUGGAUUCCUGUCCGCAACGCGUCGGUACUGAACACCCUCAGGAUGCAAGGUAGGGAAUUGGCGUCCGACGUGUUGGCCAACAAGAUCUCAGAGGCACAGUUCAAGGCGCGCUUGGAGCGGACAUUCCCCGAGCUGUCGUACUUCAACGCGGCGGACUCCGAGCAGUUGCCCAAGACGGUGUGCGCGAUGAUGUCUGUCUACUGGCUCGUCACCGGACAACACGAGGCUUUCAUCCGCGGCCAGGCAGACAACGAGCUGCUCUCCAGGCAUGCCUGGUCUUGGAUCCAGGGGUGGAUGAAGCAGGGCGUGCGCUUGAUGUCCGAGGAUGCCCUCGACGCCAUGCUCACGUUUGUCGCGAUCAGCGCUCUGGGCACCAUCCCAGAAUUCCGCCAGGAGUUUGCCCCGAAGGUGAGCGCCCACAUUCACGACGGUGUCCUCGCCCACGUGCUGGAGACGAAGCCAGAGGUGGUGCCCUCCUUUCAGCGGCUGCCCGCGAGGCACCGCGGCCUGAUCUCGGACUGCCUGCGCGUGAACUUCCGCUUCAGCGAGUUCCUGAUGGCCGAGAGCGUGCCCGCCAACCUGGCACACGUGAAGGCCUCGCUGGAGCCUCACGGCGAGGAGGGCAUCGCCUUCUUCUGCUUCCGCAUCUUCUCCCGGGCCUGCGGCAAGCUCGGCUCGCGCCACGCGUGGGGCGCCCAGUUCAUGACCGAGGGCCAGUUUCAGCGCUUCCGGCCCGGCUUCGAGGCGCUCCAGCAGCUGAGGGCGCUGGACGCGGGGGCGGCCUACAACAACUACCUCCUGCUCCUCCAGGGCUCCAAGGCACUCGCAUGCUUCACGUCGCCAGAGCACCAGGCGCUCACGCGGCUGUUGUGCCUUGAGUCUGCCAACGGCGAGGCGAGCGAGAGCGCUGUCAGCGAGGCGUUCAAGGAGCUCAGCCCCAACGAGAGGGAGAGGCUCACGAAGUUCCUCACCGCGGACGGCCUCGGCGCGAGGCCCGGGUACGUGCUGAGAGGCGCGCCCGAGCUCCUGAAGGCCGCCGGCUCGAACCCGCGGGUGGGCGCGACGGCGGUGUUGCGCACGCUGCUGCGCGUGCAGGACAAGUGCUCGGUCGGCUCGCGUGUGCGCAAGGUCCACCUGGACCUGCACGGGCUCGCGGCCGCAGCCCGCGACGCGCCAGGGUCGAGGGACUUCGCGCGGGUGCCCCUGGACUUGCAGUACGACGACCAGGGGGCAGCAGCGAAGGAGGAGGCAGCGAAGAGGGCGAGGAUCGCGGCAGAUGACAUGAACCUGGAGCAUGAAGAUGAGGAGAAGGGCGAAGAGCUCAUGAGGAAGAUCGCGAACGUUCCGGAGAACCCCACCAACAGGGACCUGUUCGAGCUGAUGGCCGCAUCGAUCAAGUCCGGCAAGGACUUCCAGAAGGAGACCACGGGCAAGUUGCGCAAGAUGCAGGUGGACGUGCAACAGGUUGGCAGCAAUGCCGACGCUGCGGUGACAGCCGCCAGGGAGGCCAAACGCAUCGCCCAGAAGGCCAAGGACGAGGUUGCCAAGAUGAAGAAGGAGGGAGCGACCUCGGCGGCGGCACCAUCAAUGGGAUCAUCUUCGCAGAGCCCGGAGCCUAUCUCCUUGGAGCUGAAGGGCUGGGUCGUGGACUGGAAGGUCCAGGACGACACGGCCCUGAUGUGGCACGAGCUCGAGCCGAUCUGGAACGACAUCUACAACAAGCUGGAGGCGACCCUGAAGGACGCCAUUGACGAGGCCAGCCUUACCGGUAAGGCUUCCGCGAAGGAUCUACUUCCCAAGCUGGAGAUACCCCUGAAGUUCAACGUCAACAAGAACAUGGCCUGGAAGGUUCAGAAGAGCAUCCAGGAGAUCAUCCACGCGAACGGGGUGAAGGCAGGAGGGAAGAAGCCCACCUGUACCAUGAAAGCGAGUACUUCAAUGCAGCCUUUGACACGUGUUGCUGCGAAGUGGUACGCUGCAUGCGAGGCCAAUAACGUGGGGCCUGGGGUGGUGAAGGUACGGUACAACGAGCGGGCGCGCCAGCUGCACGUGAAGUACACUCCACCCGCUGUUCCUGGGAACCCGCCUCCACGGCCCAUCACCAACAUCGCCAACUGGGACGAGACCAAUGGCUGGACGGUCAACGAGGAGAAGUGGAACGCGAACAUCCCUGGGGUAAACCACCAGGCGGUGCGCACGCAGGCAUCCGCACAGGAGUGA
Prorocentrum cordatum is the source of this 4913-nucleotide messenger RNA. The record is from the annotation of a GenBank genome assembly. NCBI's taxonomy places the organism in Eukaryota, Dinophyceae, Prorocentrales, Prorocentraceae.